AUGGAUCGUCGAUGUUCCCAGUCGGUGCGGACACUUGUGUUCGACGAUUCGGACUCUGAUUCGCCUAAAGUUGUACAGAAGAAGGAUUUGCCGUCUUCUGGGGGUCCCGUAUUGUUAAACCAGAGCGCCGAAGAUGCAACAAAACCUUCACGUACGAACUUGGUGCGUAUGCGCAGGUCGGCGCUCGGGAAGUCUGCACCCACGCUCUCUAUGCACUUUAAGGACCCGUGCGCGGUGUCACGACGGCCGUCGAGGUUGCCGCCUCCACCUCCGCACCAUCGGCUUUCACUAGUGGUCGGUUCUGGUCGUUGCAGUUCUCCAGGCACGGGACCUCUUUCACCAGCCGAGGGGCCGCGAUGGCCCCACGGACACCAUCCGCACCCGCUGCACCAUGCCCUACUGUCCUCCAGCGUAAAAAGGGGCAAGGAGCUCGAUGGUCGCAGAUGGUCGGUGGCGUCGCUUCCGUCCUCGGGCUACGGGACCACACCGGGCAGCUCUAGUCUUUCGUCGCAAUGUUCGUCCCAGGAACGACUGCUGGCGGUGCAGGCGGUAUGCGAGCCUCCGCGAGCGCCUUGCCCGCACUGCCACCAACAUCAGAAUUCCCUCAACAGUUCGCAAGGCAGCGGUAUGAACAACUGGGCGUCGUUGUCGGAUAGCGGCGGCAGCGGUCACACGGCGGCGCGCGCACCCUCGCCGCAGUCUCCUGCGAGACGCGUGCGCAGCAGGAGUCUCAGUUCACCAUCUCGUAGCGGUGGUGGCAGCGGCUCCAAUGGAGGGUCGGGAUCCCGCGAUGACGCUGUGUCCGCCAUGUCGGCGCUUUUCGCAGCCAGAUUCCCGGCCGCGCAGAAAGCUAUGGAUGACAAGUUAAGAGGCCUAAUCGAUGAGUUAACGGAGUUAGACAAGAAACCUGACAGGCCACCCAUCGAACGAUUUGUCCAGAGACAGGUUCUAGAGAUGGCGCGCGAUUGCCUUCAUAAGUCUGAAUCGAAGCAGGUCACCAGCAGUUACUUUUACGAUAUGGCUGACAGCUUGGAUCGGCUGCUGGCUGAGACUCGAGAAAAAUCAGCGGACGCGGGCAACCAAGUAGCACCUCUGGUUACUCGGCUGAUACUAGCGAUGGCUCGGCCGGCGCGACUACUGGAGUGUCUCGAGUUCGAUCCUGAACGAUUCUACAGGCUACUAGAGGCUGCUGAAGGACAAGCAAGGCAAUUGCAGGGUAUAACAACAGAUAUCCCACAAUACAUCAUUCACAAGUUGGGUCUGUCAAGAGACCCCUUGGCUGAACUGCACGCCCCACCCCCGCCGCCUCCGCCGCAGAACUCUUCACCGUCAAAGAGCAGAGGUCGUACAUCCCCACCUUCCGGUCAGGGGGGCGCUCCCCCAUCUGAAAACGACUACCAAGUCAUCAAGCUGAUCUCAAACGGGGCUUACGGCGCCGUCUACCUAGUUAAACACAAACAAACCAAACACAGGUAUGCAAUGAAGAAGAUAAGUAAAAACAACUUGAUACUGAGAAACCAAGUGGAACAAGCCUUCGCCGAGAGGGACAUCCUGAGCUUCGCAGACAACCCCUUUGUGGUGACUAUGUACUGUUCGUUCGAGACAAAGCGCAAUCUGUGCCUGAUCCUCGAGUUCGUUGAGGGGGGGGACUGCGCCACGCUCCUGCGGACGGGCCCGCUGCCGCCCGACAUGGCGCGCCACUACUUUGCUGAAGCGGUACUCGCUGUGGAGUACCUUCACUCGUACGGCAUCGUGCACAGGGACCUGAAGCCUGACAAUUUACUCAUCACGGCAACGGGUCAUAUAAAGUUGACUGACUUCGGGCUCAGCAAGAUGGGUUUGAUGUCGUUGGCUACAAAUCUAUACGAAGAAUACGCCGACAGGGAGGCUCGCCAGUUCUCAGAUAAGCAAGUUUGCGGCACUCCCGAGUACAUAGCACCGGAGGUCAUCCUCAGACAGGGUUAUGGCAAACCUGUGGACUGGUGGUCAAUGGGCAUCAUCCUGUAUGAAUUCCUUGUGGGCUGUGUGCCGUUCUUCGGAGACACCCCUGAGGAGCUGUUCGCUCAUACUGUCAACGAUGAUAUCGAAUGGCCAUCGGAGGAAGACUUUCCUAUAGCAGUCGAGGCGAGGACUAUUAUCGCUGAGCUGCUGGCUCGAAAUCCCAGGGAUCGUCUGGGCACUGGUGGCACUCAUCAAGUUAAGGAGCACAUAUAUUUCUGCGGUUUGGACUGGAACAACCUUCUACGGCGUAAGGCUGAGUUCAUACCGCAGUUGGAGAACGAUGAGGACACCAGUUAUUUCGACACUCGCUGCGACCGUUACAACCACAGUGAAGUGGACACGGACGAGGCCGCCGAGCCCCAGGAUCCGGCCGAGGAGGCGGGGGUCUUCGCCGCCUUCUCCAGCACCUCGCCCCAGUGGCGCCGCCACUACAACCACUCCUGUGUGGAACAUGAUUCUAGGAGCACAGACAGUUGGCCGGGUACACCAGACAGUGCUGGACCCCCGACUACUCCUACGGCACCUCUGCAUCAUCAUCCUAAAUGUCCGAUGAUGGGUGGCAGCGUGUCAACCGCGGAGUCGUCUCAGACGGACAGCGACGACGUGUCGCCGGCGGCCCGCCGCCGCGCCGCGCUCCGCCCUGCGCACGCGCACGUCCCGCACGUGGUGCACGCGCCUCACGCGGUGCACGCGCCGCACGCGCCGCACGCGGUGCACGCGCCGCACGCCACGCACGCGGCGCUGGCCGCGCACCCCAUGUCUCACCACGCGUCGCUGCACGCGCACCCCCUCCCGCACACUCUACUUGCGCACCAGCACGCCACGAGCUUCGCCGUUGUGCCGAGAAUAUCGGAUAUAUCAAAGAAGGACGAGCGGAGCGCAAGCCUAGACAAACCGGAUAAGGCGGAUAGGCCAGACAGACCUGAGAAGAGUCGUCCUACGGCCAUCGUCACAAAAUCGAUGCGCCGCUCCGCCAGUACUUCAGGCCUGUCGCUGGUCAUACAUCCAGCAGACGACAGUACGUGGAGUGUGGGAGCCGGUUCACCGUGCGCUGGCAACACAUCAUCUACCAACUCAUCUCGUGACUCCUCGCCCUGCAGGGAUCCACCGUCACCGUUCGCUCUACCCAACCACUCGUGA
Messenger RNA from Arctia plantaginis, 3141 nucleotides. NCBI's taxonomy places the organism in Eukaryota, Metazoa, Arthropoda, Insecta, Lepidoptera, Erebidae. The record is from the annotation of a GenBank genome assembly.